Molecule: messenger RNA, 2954 nt
Organism: Mobula hypostoma (lesser devil ray)
Lineage: Eukaryota; Metazoa; Chordata; Chondrichthyes; Myliobatiformes; Myliobatidae
Gene: ankra2
Product: ankyrin repeat, family A (RFXANK-like), 2
Exons: 9
Coding region: 158-1093 (311 amino acids)
Biological process (GO): regulation of gene expression
Cellular component (GO): nucleus
Molecular function (GO): protein binding
Source: RefSeq, a predicted model, not a curated record
GGCGACGAGAGAGCGUCCUGAUGGCGGCAUCUUCACUAGGGAGCCGCAAAAUGCUGUCCUGAAUGGUAAGCGGUGCGGAUAAGCGACUAGGGAGAUGGCAUUCGAAGCUCUUCAAUCGCUGGAGAUGGAGUAGCGGGUUUUACAUAGUUGAAUAAAAAUGGCUGCAGUGGAGAACCUAACUGCUGAGGCUGAGUCAACUGAAGGCGGAAACGAGAAUAAUUCUUCAUUUGCCGAAAUUCCAUACAUCAAGGUGGAGCCACAUGCUGAAAAUCUUGCAGAAGUGGCUCCUUCACAAAAUGUUGCUAUGGGAAUGAAAUUUGUUCUUCCCAAUCGAUUUGAUAUGAAUGUUUGCUCUCGAUUUGUGAAGUCUCUGAAUGAGGAAGAAAGUAAGAAUAUUCAGGAUCAGGUGAAUUCUGACCUGGAAGUGGCCUCUGUAUUAUUUAAAGCUGAGUGCAAUAUACAAACUUCUCCUGGAAUUCAAGUAAGGCACGUCUACACACCAUCGGUAACCAAGCAUUUCUCACCCAUUAAACAGUCAACAACCCUGACUAACAAACAUCGUGGAAAUGAAAUAUCUGCAGCACCGUUACUCUUGCACUCUUUGUCUGUACAUCAGCUGGCAGCACAAGGGGAAUUGCUUUAUUUGGCAAGCCGUAUAGAGCAAGACAAUCUUCUAAACAUGCAAGAUGAGCAAGGGUUUACUCCACUCAUGUGGGCAGCAGCUCAUGGACAAAUUGCAGUGGUGGAGUUUCUACUACAGAAUGGAGGUGAUCCACAUCUUUUAGCAAAUGGAAGGGAGAGUGCACUUUCACUGGCCAGCAGUAAAGGCUACUCAAACAUUGUAAACAUGCUGCUUGACUAUGGGUGUAAUGUAAAUGAAUAUGACUGGAAUGGGGGAACUCCUUUGCUUUAUGCUGUGCACGGAAAUCAUGUAAGAUGUGUGGAGAUGCUGUUGGAAUAUGGUGCUGAUCCAACUGCUGAAACUGAUUCAGGAUUUAAUGCUAUGGAUAUGGCGGUAGGGCUGGGUUUCAAAAAUGUUCAACAGGUUAUUGAAGCCCAUUUGCUGAAGUUGCUUUUUAACAUUAGAGAAUAGUGAUGUGGUACUUCUAGCAAUCUCAGCAGAAUGAAUCUUCACCUGCGUGGUCUGGAUUUCUGAGAGAAAGCUCCAAAAUUUUUAUGUUUGACUAUCGGCUAGUCAGCUUACUGAUUGUUGCAAUUUGUCCAUGAUCGGAAAAAAGAAAAAGAUUAAUCCUGAUCCAACUUUGUAUAUGUAACGUGCUCAAUAUCUUCUGGUGAAGAAGAUAAGACUAGUGAAUAUGAUUAAAGACUUGCUUUGUAAUUUAUUGGGGGUAUAUUAUACCAUUUGCAUUGGGCACUAAUGAGCCCAAUGCCAUAAAGGGAAACCAUAUGUUGAAGUACUGUAAGAUUGCACCAAGAUUACUUUGGUCUAAAAUAGAGGGAAUAAAAUUUCCUGAAGAAAUAAAUUAUAUUACAUUUGCCUCUGUCAUUAUUGAAUAGGAAUCAUAGUGAAUAUUGUUCAAGUUUUGUAAACCCGUUACUGAUUUUUGGAACUCCAUUGUCAAGCAAGAAUUAAAACUUGGAGUGGUCAAACCAUUGUGGGGGUGUGUGGAAAUAAAGAAGGUAUUUUAUAUUGACUGGUUUCAUGUUGAAACUGACAAUGGAAGUUAGAAACUACUUCAGCUAUCCGCUUCAGGCUGAUAAUCUGAUGCCUAAAGCAAAAAGAAAAUCUAUAGUGCUGAUUAAUGCCUGAUCAUUUUGCCUCACUGGUGGAACCUGAAAUUAUAGACCUUUCACAAUGGAUGAGGGAGGGGAAGAAACUGGCAUUUUGCAAGUCUGCUCCUGAAAUUAAUGUAAACGAAUACUCACUAGAUGUAAGAGUCUAACAGUAAUUUUUUUGCCAAAUAAUUAUGCAAGUGAUUUUGCUGGCUAGAAGAACCCUAGCUCCCAGUGAUAGAUCUAUUUAAACAGCAGAUGAGAUACCCAAGUUCGCAGUAACCCCAUAUGAAAUAGUCCAUAUACUGUUAAAGCAAAAUAUUACCUUGGUGCAUUAACAUUUACAAGAGUUUGAAUUUUGAACAUUAAAAAUAAAAAUGCAUGAUUUGAAAUUUUGACUGUUCUAAAAACUUUAAUCCUGUGUUCUCAGUAAUGUGUUUCCAUAGCACCUAUACUAAUCUGCAUUGUGUGAAUGAGUUUUGUUAAUGUAUUGUGGAGUUCAGGAACUAAAGAAUUAAAAAUUGAGAUCCCAAAUGCUAAUUCCUUUAAAAGGCACCCUACUUAAUAGUUUAGGUAAUUUGAAAAGUUCCUGGACCAAUAUUAAACCAGAAAAUUUAACAGUGUAUGUAAAUAAACUGACAUUAUUUUUAAAAACUUUAGAAUUUAAUCAAGAGUGAUAGCUGUAACAAUUGCAAUGUCAGUUUCAAGGUGACAUCAGAUUGGUUCAAAUCUAAACAAUGGUUGAUGCUUAAAUCCAUUUAUUGGACUUUUGUUUUACAAGGCAAUUAGAUUCCAUUUCCAGUUACGUUAAUUGAAGAGAUUAUUUUUAAUAUUUUUCUCUGUUAUUUAUUUUUACCUGACAACAGUAAGCUUUGUUUACUAAUUUGCUUGCCUGACUAAGUUGCUUUGUACUUGAGGGAGGAUGGAGUAUGCAUGAUUUAUGUUGGGAAAUCCAUGGAAGAACUGUGGAUGACCUCAUCUAGUAUAUUUCAAAUUGCGUGACCCUCCAAAGUUAGGACAAAAUCUAACCAACAGGUUCAGAAAUAAUUUCAGGUUAAUAUUCUUUUGCAGCCUAUUAUUGUUGAAAACUUGUCUAUUUGUUCUAUUAAGUAUUUGAUCCAACUGUCCUUGCUAACAUAUUUUAAGCAAUUGUAUUUUAUUAGGGAUGCUUGUAAAAGUUAAAAUUUUUAUUAAAAUUCUAAAGGUUUUUUAUGUAUGAA